Molecule: messenger RNA, 1077 nt
Organism: Symbiodinium sp. CCMP2592
Lineage: Eukaryota; Dinophyceae; Suessiales; Symbiodiniaceae
Source: the annotation of a GenBank genome assembly
AUGCCUGAGAUCAAGCGCGUGCUUCUCUACCAGGUUCACGCUCUGCCACCUGUCGAUUCAAAGCGUUGCAUUCUGCAGCCCCUGCGUGAUGCUCCUUCCGGUUCCAAACUUCUUUCUUCGACCUCUUUACUGCUAAACGUGGGUGAUUUCGUGUCUUCGAGGAAGUUUGAUGGUUCGGGUGCACUGGGACCGCAGUCGGCCGGCUCUAGUUUUGAUGUCGGGUCUUCAGGGAAGUCUGGUGUUCCUGGGGAUAAGGGGGCACACUUGACGAGCUCUAGCAGUGAAGUCAGCAGCUGUGAGUCCGUUCACGGUUCUGACAGUGAUGCUCCCCGUGUUCGUCCUGAGGAAGUCAUGAACGUGCUAGUGUUGCAAAGUGCGACACGAGAGCUUUCGAAGUGCGCCUUGGUGCGUACGCCUCGCCUGAUGAGUUCCUUGAUGGGUGUCGCGGGCGAGGAACGUGCUUUGAAGGAGACCCUUGAUCCUCAGGUUGCCAAGGUUUUGCAGGGGAAAAGGUUAAAGCUUUUGGAGCGAAUUGCCAGCUCCCUUGGUUGGGCUGACAUGGGGGUUUGCACUGAACUUCGGAAUGGGUUCGAUUUGGUGGGCCAUCACGAACACACUGGUGUUUUCGCUCACGAGCCCAGGCCACCUAAUGUCUCUGAAAGUGGUUUCAUCAAUGCUACACAGUUUCUGCAGCUUGCUUUACUUGGGAAGAUCCGCGCCUCUGCAUCUGAUGCAAAUGCCCGCGAGCUGUGGGACAAGACCCUUGAUGACGUGGCUGAUGGCAUUCUUGAGGGACCUCUUUCUGCUGAAGUGUUGUCGGCUCGACAUGGGCCGUGCUGGCUCCCUACUCGCCGGUUCGGCGUUGAGCAGACCGGUCGCAAGCUUAGACCUGUGGACGAUUUUACUGAGAAUAAGGUCAAUUUGGCUUUCGGUUCUAUGGACAAGCUUGAUCUUAAUGUGCUUGAUGAGUUGAUUUGCAUCUGCAGAAUUUGGGUUCGGGCAUUGAACGGGCCGCCCGAGUUCUCACUCACUCUGUCUACCGGUGCAGUCUUGAGUGGUCGUGUUCACGAUGGCUGA